AUGGCAUCACGGCAGCCAGCGUUUCCUGAGAAACUGAGCUGAAAACAAUACAAGGCCACAAUGAAGAAGGAGAAACGCAAGAAACGUCGUCGGCAGGAAAUGGCUCGGUUGAGAGCUCUGGAAGCUCCACCAGUGGAGGAGGAUGACAAUGUUUCUGCUAAUGACGAACUUGCAGAGAGAUUGCUGGAGAUAGAGCGCCAAAGAUUACAUGAGGAGUGGCUGCUGAGGGAGGAGAAGGCACAAGAAGAAUUCAGAAUAAAGAAGAAAAAGGAAGAGGCUGCUAGAAAACAGAGGGAAGAACAGGAGAGACAAAUAAAGGCCGAAUGGGAAAAACAACAGAAAAAACAGAGAGAGGAGGAGGAGCAGAAGUUACAGGAGAAGAAAGAGAGAGAGGAAGCGGUGCAGAAAAUGCUGGACCAGGCUGAAAAUGAACGCACUUCGCAGAACCCAGAACCACCCAAGGAUUUAAGGCUGGAGAAAUAUCGACCCAGUUGUCCCUUCUACAAUAAAACGGGAGCGUGCAGAUUUGGUAACAGGUGUUCACGGAAACAUGACUUUCCCACGUCAAGUCCAACCCUUCUUGUGAAGAGUAUGUUUACAACUUUUGGAAUGGAGCAGUGCAGAAGGGAUGCCUAUGACUCUGACGCAAACCUGGAGUACAGUGAGGAGGAGACCUACCAGCAGUUCUUGGAGUUCUACCAUGACGUGCUGCCCGAGUUCAAGAACGUGGGAAAGGUGAUUCAGUUCAAAGUAAGCUGCAACCUGGAACCUCAUCUGCGGGGCAAUGUGUAUGUUCAGUACCAGUCGGAAGAAGAAUGUCAAGCAGCCCUCUCUCUCUUUAAUGGAAAAUGGUAUGCAGGACGACAGCUCCAGUGUGAAUUCUGUCCUGUGACCUGGUAGAAGGUUGCAAUUUGCGGUUUACUCGAAAUGCAAAAGUGUCCAAAAGGAAAGCACUGCAACUUUCUUCAUGUGUUCAAAAAUCCCAACAACGAAUUUAGAGAAGCUAACAGAGACAUCUUCAUGUCUCCAGCCUGGACUGGCUCCUCUGGUAAAAACUCAGACAGGAGGGAAAGGAAGGACCACCAUGAGGAAUACUACAGCAAGUCAAGAAGCUACCACUCUGGUUCAUACCACUCCUCCAAGAGAAACAGGGAGUCCGAGAGGAAGAGUCCUCACAGGUGGAAGAAAUCUCACAAACAGGCAACGAAGAGUCAUGAGAUACACAGUUCAAGAAGAGGAAGAGAAGAGGACAGCAGUCCAGGUCCACAAAGCCAGAGCCACCGAACCUGA
This is a messenger RNA of Grammomys surdaster, 1290 nucleotides long. Its product is annotated as U2 small nuclear ribonucleoprotein auxiliary factor 35 kDa subunit-related protein 1-like. The record is from RefSeq and is a predicted model, not a curated record. NCBI's taxonomy places the organism in Eukaryota, Metazoa, Chordata, Mammalia, Rodentia, Muridae. Gene Ontology annotation, biological process: mRNA splicing, via spliceosome. The transcript has a single exon. Gene Ontology annotation, molecular function: pre-mRNA 3'-splice site binding; metal ion binding. Gene Ontology annotation, cellular component: U2AF complex; spliceosomal complex.